Messenger RNA from Oryza brachyantha (malo sina), 3422 nucleotides. RefSeq lists its product as uncharacterized. NCBI's taxonomy places the organism in Eukaryota, Viridiplantae, Streptophyta, Magnoliopsida, Poales, Poaceae. The transcript is spliced from 24 exons. Gene Ontology annotation, molecular function: ATP binding; ATP hydrolysis activity. The record is from RefSeq and is a predicted model, not a curated record. The coding region runs from base 222 to 3170 and encodes 982 amino acids. Gene Ontology annotation, cellular component: mitochondrial outer membrane.
GAAGCGGAUUAGCUGAGCCGGGGAGAUUGCCGUGGCGUCUCCGCCUCCCUCGUCGCCGUCGCAGCGCAGCCGUGCGCCACCGUCUCCGUCGCGCGCCGGAUUCCAUUCUCCCCAUCGGCCAUCGCGCCAUACUCUCCUCCUCCUCACCACCACAUGCCCGAUUCCACAGCCUAACCCCGCUGCCUGAUUCCAUCCCAUUCCCCUCCCGGAGGCCGCCCGAGAUGUACCACGCGAUGCGGUUGCGUUGCCUCCUUACGCGCCCGGCGGUCUCCCUCGGCAUCGCGGCCAGCGGAGGUGGUGGGGGAUGCUUCGCCAGGAGAUUCGGCGCCGUCGCGGCGCCGCGGCCUUGGGGCUCCGGCCGGCGUCUGUGCCGGUUCUACGGCUCCUCGAAGGGCGGCGUGGGCAGCGCCGAGACGAGGAGCGCCGCCGCGGCAGAGGGGAGCACCGGGCGAUUCAGCGAGCAGGAGCACGCGAAGCUCGGGGAGAGGGACCAGCAGGAAUGGCUGAGCGGCGAGAGGUUCCUCACUGAUUGCAAGAGGCGGGAGUCGCCGUUCCUCACCAGACGGGAGAGGUUCCGCAACGAGUUCCUACGUCGCGUCGUGCCAUGGGAGAAGGGGAACCUCACAUGGCAGAAUUUCCCGUACUAUGUCAAUGAGAAUGCGAGGCAGCUACUGAGUGAGUGUACAGCGUCCCACCUACGGCACAAGGGCGUCACGUCAGAAUAUGGUUCUCGUUUGCAAUCCUCUGGAGGGAGGAUACUGCUACAGAGCUUGCCAGGGACUGAGCUUUACAGGGAGAGAUUGGUAAGAGCUCUCGCACAUGAGUUGCAGGUUCCGCUACUGGUCCUGGACAGCAGCGUUCUGGCUCCAUAUGAUUAUGGGGAUGACUAUUCAGAAAGUGAAGAGGAUGAUCAUGAUGAGUCAGAGGAUGAGGAAUCUGAAACUGAAGAUGAAGAUGAAGGUGAUGAAGACUGGACAAGCAACGGUGAUGCUAAAUCUGAUGAAAGUGACGAUGAGGAUGCUCUAAAAUCUGUGGAAGAACUGAAGAAGUCUGUGGACCGCCUCAGGAAAUUGGUUCCAUGUACCAUUGAGGAAUUUGCCAAGAGAGUUUCUGGUCCAGAAGAAGGCACAACAUCAGGAUCAUCUGAAAGUCCUGAGUCAUCUGUGGAAGAGAAAAGGCCUUACCAAAGAGGAGAUAGGGUCAAGUAUGUUGGAUCCCCGGAAGCCUUUGAAGCAGAUCAGAGGAUCAUUUUAGGGAAAAUACCUACUCAAGAUGGCUCAAGAAAUGCUUAUACCUUUAUUAGUGGCAGGACUUUAUCAAAGGGACAACGGGGAGAGGUAUAUGAGAUCAAUGGGGAUCAAGUUGCUGUCAUAUUUGACCCUCCUGCAGAGAAGCUGCAUGAUGGUGAUAACGAUGCAGCUAGCAAGGAGGAAAAUGCUAAGGCUUCCAUUUAUUGGGUUGAUUCUCAGGACAUUGUGCAUGACCAUGAUGCUGAAUCAGAAGAUUGGCACAUCGCAAUUGAAGCACUUUGCGAGGUUCUGCCAUCUCUACAGCCAGCAAUCGUCUACUUUCCAGACAGUUCCCAGUGGUUAUCUAGAGCAGUUCCAAAAUCAAAUCGCAGAGAGUUUAUCCAAAAGGUAGAGGAAAUGUUUGACAAACUUCCUGGACCAGUAGUAAUGAUAUGUGGACAGAGCAUAUUGGAAGCAGCAUCCAAGGACAAGGACAAGGAACCUCCGGCGCUGAUGUUCCACAAUCUCUCUCGCCUGUCUUCGCUGCAAUCAUCACUAAAGCGAUUGGAAGGGGGGAUGAAGGGACAAAAAUACUCCAGAUCCAGGAGCAUAUCAAAGCUGUUCACAAAUAGUCUCAUUGUUCCUCUUCCCGAGGAAAACGAGCAACGACGAGUUUUCAAUAGCCAGAUUGAAGAGGAUAGAAAAAUUAUUAUUUCAAGGCAUAACCUUGUUGAAUUGCACAAGGUACUUCAAGAGCAUGAACUAUCAUGUGUUGAGCUUCUGCAUGUGAAAUCUGAUGGUGUUGUUUUAACAAGACAAAAAGCGGAGAAGGUUGUUGGAUGGGCUAGAAGUCAUUAUCUUUCAUCAGCAGCUCUUCCUUCCAUUAAGGGUGACAGAUUAAUCAUCCCUCGUGAGAGUCUGGAUGUGGCCAUUGAAAGGCUGAAGGAACAGGGUGUUAAAACUAAGAGACUCUCUCAAAAUAUAAAGAAUUUGGCUAAAGAUGAGUAUGAACGCAAUUUCAUUUCUGCUGUUGUACCUCCUGGCGAAAUUGGAGUGAAAUUUGAUGAUAUUGGGGCGCUGGAGGAUGUUAAGAGGACGCUGGAUGAGCUCGUUACUCUUCCAAUGAGGAGACCUGAACUUUUCUCUCAUGGGAAUUUGUUAAGGCCCUGCAAAGGUGUUUUGCUCUUUGGGCCUCCUGGAACAGGAAAGACACUCCUGGCAAAGGCACUUGCAACAGAAGCUGGAGCAAAUUUCAUCAGCAUAACUGGUUCUACACUAACAUCAAAGUGGUUUGGAGAUGCUGAGAAACUGACAAAGGCCCUCUUUUCCUUUGCUAGCCGAUUAGCACCUGUUAUCAUAUUUGUGGAUGAGGUUGACAGCUUAUUAGGUGCAAGAGGAGGUGCAUUUGAGCAUGAAGCAACAAGAAGGAUGCGGAACGAAUUUAUGGCAGCUUGGGAUGGUCUAAGGUCCAAAGAGAGCCAACGGAUCCUUAUUCUUGGUGCAACAAAUCGUCCAUUUGAUCUGGAUGAUGCUGUAAUACGGCGUUUGCCUAGACGGAUAUAUGUGGGCCUUCCAGAUGCUCAGAACCGAAUGAAAAUUCUCAGAAUUUUACUUGCUAAAGAAAACUUGGAAUCUGAUUUCAGAUUUGAUGAACUUGCCAAUUCAACAGAAGGUUAUUCAGGAAGCGAUUUGAAGAACCUAUGUAUAGCUGCAGCAUAUAGGCCGGUUCAUGAGCUUUUAGAAGAAGAAAAGAAGGGAGGUUCGUGUAGCCAAAAUACGGGACUACGACCCCUUAAACUCGAUGAUUUUAUUCAAGCAAAAGCCAAGGUAAGCCCAUCUGUUUCCUAUGAUGCGACGAGCAUGAAUGAAUUAAGGAAAUGGAAUGAACAGUACGGUGAAGGUGGCAGCAGGACGAAAUCACCUUUUGGGUUCGGCAACUAACUUGAUUCUCCAACCUUGUUGUAUUUGUAACAUCAAUAGGCUGCAGGAGGUCUCAUUUUUUUACGUAGAGCCUAUUUAUAAAGUUGCAAUCAUCUUGUAAUUACCAUAGUUAAAUAUCUAAUGAAAUAGCAUCUUUUAUCAUUUCAUACCGGCUCGUGUUAUCAUUAUACAAUUAGGAGAAGAUCAGAAAACAGUUAAGAUGGACUGAAAAGGAGACAUAAGUAGCUCCGGCUUUGCUUUAAGCCUGAUCAA